Molecule: messenger RNA, 1005 nt
Organism: Coprinopsis cinerea okayama7#130
Lineage: Eukaryota; Fungi; Basidiomycota; Agaricomycetes; Agaricales; Psathyrellaceae
Exons: 2
Coding region: 1-1005 (334 amino acids)
Source: RefSeq, a predicted model, not a curated record
AUGGGUCUUCCACCUGCAACAGACCUCCCUCCCGAGAUCUGGAUCUUAAUCUUGGACUUUGCGACCUCAUACGACGAUGGAUCAGCUGCACUUUCCCUCUGCGAGGUCUCAAAGGGUUUCUACCAGCUUGUCCAGCCCCCUUCCGUUAUCGAACGUGUGGCGCCUGCCAGCAGGGGGAUUAUAAAUCUCCGCAUCGAAAUCGACAGUCUGUAUCCUUUGAUUUACCCACCAGAGUCCCUGGACUCCGAACAAGACGAGGAGGAUACCAGUUAUGUCGACGAAGAAAUUCCAUCGGUUUCAGGGGAUGGGGAUAGGGAAACCAGUGACGGGGGAAUCUAUCUGGAAGGGGGAGAGGAGGCAAAAGCGAACGCUACAGGGGCCAUAGACCAUGGAGACGAUGAGUGCGAUAAUGCGUCAGACGAGUCUGAGGAUGGAGACGGCGACACGAUUUCCAGCACCGAUUCGGACUACGAGUACCAAGAGGUAUCGCACUCGGAUUUGGAUUUUGAACACGAAGCCCAGAGGGGCCCCGACACCGAGGAGCUAAAGACAUACCUGUCCACCCUUCCCAAACACGGCGAUGGGACCCUGGCUGACCUGGCGCGCAUCCCAACCCUCCUGGCAGAGGCAGAACACACGAUUUACUCCGCCAUCCGUAGGAUCGUCCUAUCCUCGUCCCAAACGCUCAGAAUAGUACAUAUGCACAUCACAGCCGAAUACUUUGUUUCGAUUACGUCGAUCUUCCCAGUCCUCCCGAACCUGGAGAUCCUGGACAUGAAGAAGGGACGGUCAGGCAAAGUCAGCGGAUGCACGCUCACUAUUCGUAAGGUGGAUACCCCGUGUCCGGUUCUUUUUCCUCGGUUACGGUUGGCCGCGUUCGAUGAUGGGUUCAAUAACGAUCGUCAACUGGAGGAGCUCACUGGAGGCUGUGAACCUGAAAUGGGUGAUUCCCUGGUAUCCUCGGAGCAGGAUUGGAUAGCUGCAGUAAACGGUAGACUGGGAUAG